Molecule: messenger RNA, 1200 nt
Organism: Pelagomonas calceolata
Lineage: Eukaryota; Pelagophyceae; Pelagomonadales; Pelagomonadaceae
Source: the annotation of a GenBank genome assembly
CGCGGCGUAGCCUUUAUAAGCACCGUACGGCUGCCCAACACCGUCGCAACCAACCCAAACAACAUCAUACGAUGGCCUGACGAGCGAUGCGAGCGCUGCUUUUAGUAGCAGGGGCUGCCCAAGCCCUGAUAGCCCGGCACCUCCUGAACGGCACCUGCGCAUCACUAUCGAAACGCCUCGACGACAGCUUCCUUGUACCUCGUUUAGAAAAAGCAUUACAAGCGGCCAAGCCACCGGCCGUCCAGGUCUUCGCCAACGCCGCGCACUCCAUUCUUCUCGAGAACUUUUUAUGUGGCCUACCUAGGAAGGACUUGCGGGACCAUGUUGUUGUGUGGGCCGCGGACGCGGAAACGAAUGGGAGAAUGCGUCGCUAUUUACCAGCGGCACGCGUCGUCGACGUGUCGAGUGCGUUCGGUUCCAGCGAAGAUGCACCUUUCCAGAGCGAGGCCUAUGCCGAGUUCGCGGCCGUCAAGGCCCUCAUGCCCCACGCCGCGGCGGCGCUGGGCUUUUCAACCCUGACGCAGGACGCCGACGUCGUCUGGCUCGCCGACGUGCCCGCUUAUCUCAGACGGUUCCAUGCGGCAUCGAUGGCGGACUCGCCGCGCGUCGACACUCGUACAAGGCCAUGUAGAAGGAAGGAGGCGGAUUUGCUGAGGGCGUAUUUAACCACGGAUAAACAGCGGGCGGACCACGACGCUUCACUCCUCGCGAAGGGCAAGUUUGUUUACGACGAUGAGGCUUGUAGGAGGCACCGCUGUUUUGAUAGUGUGAACGGCGGCUUCCUUUUCUAUAGGAAUGGUCUCGUGUCGAACGCGCUGGCGGCCUGGGCCGGGUCCUGCGCGUCGAUCGUCAAAGGCCGCGAGAACCAACCUUCUCUGGUUCAUGCUUUGAAGGGGACGUUACCACGAGACGGCUGCCUCUACGACGAAGAUAUGAGAAAUACGACGACGAAGACCUGGCCGGCGCCUUUAACAUCAGACCUCGUCGUGCUCAACCAGGACCUCUUCGUGUCCGGGCGGCGCGCGGCCUUCGCGCGCGAGGCCUUGCAUCGGAACGAGCUCCUCGCCUUCCACGCGAAUUUUCUCUACGGCUGGCGCGCGAAGUGCGAGAAGCUCCGGAAGUUGGGGCUGCUGUUCGUGGGCGUUCCGCGGGGGGACGUGUGCCGCGACCCGGCGGCGGCGACUUGUAAGAGUAGGUGAU